AUGCGAAAUAGAGCCCUAAAGAACCCGACCUUCCCCAUCCACCCUCUCGCCAUAUACCGCCCUGGACACGGCAUUCUCGAACCGAACUUGGCACAGUUUCCUCGAAACGCAAAUGAGUUUUAUGCUCUGAGGAACCCCGAGACUAAUUGGCAUCGGCUUAUGCUGACGUAUCUGGCCGAUUUCUACGACGUUCGUCUUCGAAGUGCGGGCAGCUCGUCUGAUGUGGAUAGCAGCAGCGACGAUGAUAAAGAUGAAAUCAUUCUCGACCACCCUGACCUUGUGGUGGAGAGGUUGGAGGAGACACUUGGCUUGAAUGAAGACAAGAUCAAAAAAUGUGUGGAAACAGCGGCUCUGUUGGCAUCGCGAGCGCCCUCCCAACCCAUCAAGCGGUCGCAAAUCCGUUUCCCGAAAGCGGGGCCUUUCAUGGCUCACGACGACCGAGACUCGAGUCACGCCUCGCCGAUGCCUAUGACCAAGUCUCGCAAUUCCACGAUCCUUUUGGCCCCGAAGCAGUAUGACAGCUUGGACGAGAUCGAGCGCCCGCCGCAGUCACCAAAGCUUUGGGCCAUAAAGUCUCGGGCUCCGUUCCGCCUCUUUGUUUUCUCCGGUGAAGAUGGAACGAACGCACUGACCAUGGCACACCGCAUGCGAGAUGAGCGAGUAAGGUGGUAA
This is a messenger RNA of Colletotrichum orchidophilum, 672 nucleotides long. RefSeq lists its product as uncharacterized. Lineage: Eukaryota; Fungi; Ascomycota; Sordariomycetes; Glomerellales; Glomerellaceae. The record is from RefSeq and is a predicted model, not a curated record. Bases 1 to 672 code for a protein of 223 amino acids. The transcript is spliced from 2 exons.